Molecule: messenger RNA, 2088 nt
Organism: Fusarium keratoplasticum
Lineage: Eukaryota; Fungi; Ascomycota; Sordariomycetes; Hypocreales; Nectriaceae
Product: Helicase ATP-binding domain-containing protein
Exons: 6
Coding region: 1-2088 (695 amino acids)
Cellular component (GO): intracellular anatomical structure
Molecular function (GO): RNA binding
Source: RefSeq, a predicted model, not a curated record
AUGGAAUCCAUGUUGUGGGGUCUCACGACGGCCGAGCAGGCCAUGGCACUCGAAGACGCUGCCAAAAACCCCUUUCUGCCCGGCAACCUGCACUCUGCCGACUACUUUGCGGACCUCAAGAGGCGCCGCGAGCAAUACCCGAUGUGCAGUCCCGAGAAGCGCCAGGAGUUUCUCGAGCGAUUUCACUCGAGAGAAAAAGUCACCAUCGUUGUCGGGGACGCGGGCUGCGGCAAGACCACGCAGCUCGUACAGUUCAUCCUAUUUGAUGAAUGGAUGCACAGCAAGAUCGUCGGCUGCACCCAGCCUCGCGGAUCUGCUGCAUCCAGUGCGGCAGCUCAGGUUGCCAGCGAAAUGGAGCUUCCCCUUGGCGGCAUCGUUGGAUGCCAGAUCCAUACCGACGAUAGCGACCGCAGCGGCGAGGACACGCGCCUGAAGUUCUUGACCGACAGCUUCUUGCUGCAGGAGCUUAUGCGUGACCCCGGCCUCGAUGAAUAUGGAUGCAUUGUCGUUGAUCAGGCACAUGAGCGAACCCUGGCGACCGAUAUGGUGAUGGCUUUGCUCAAGCAUGCCGCGCGGGCCCGCGAGGACUUGAGGGUUGUUAUCGUCUCAGACGUCAAUGCCAGCCUUGACAAGUUUACCAAGUUCUUCGACACUAGCAACGUCUUCCGUGCUGCCGAGCGGGCUAACGCCAUCCAAAUCCGAUACCUUCAGGAGGAAACGCCCGAGGCCCUGGCCACCGCCUGCAGCCUUAUUCGGAUGAUCGCUAGGUCCAAGCCCAAAGGGAACAUCCUCUUGUUCCUGACCUCGGAUCGGGAGGUCCGGGGAGCCUGUGAGAGGCUCGGCCGGGAUGUACCCACCCUCCAGGCCAUCCCCUUGUGUCAAGCUCCCUCAUCGCUCGAAGCACUACAGGAUUCUGAGGCCCAGAAGUGUUUCAUCACUACCAGCUUGGCUGAAGUCAGUGUGAAGAUCCCUGAGAUCACCUAUGUGAUCGGGAUGUAUACCCUGAUGACGGUCCCGAUCCCGAAGCCUGCAGCCCAGCUGCGAGCCGCCCAAGUGAGUCGGGAGCAGCAGGGUGGCAUCUGCUACCGCCUUUAUAGCAAGCACACCUUCGAUCGGAUCUGCCCCCCCAACAACCAUCUCGCAAUCCAUGCAAGCGAGAUGACAAGGGAGGUCUUGGUGCUGAAAUGCUGUGGGUAUCACAAGAUCUCGGAUUUCAACUUUGUCGACCGCCCUCAUGCAGAGACGAUGCUGCGAGCUUUGGCUGAACUCCGCGCUUUGGGCUACAUUGAUGGCGAUACCAACCUCACUCAAAAUGGUGCCACCGCCGCGUGCAUGCCUGUUCCUAUCCACCCUGCCUGGUACAACGCUUUCCUUGAGGCGAAGGUGCUCGGGUGUAUGAGUGAGAUUGUCACCAUCGCCUGCCUACUUAGUUCGCAGGAAGAUCUCUUCGUGAGGCCUUAUGAGCAGCGAUACAACGUCGAUGUCAAGCGACAGUACUUCAGUCACCCUGAUUCCGACCACCUGGCUCGACUCAACGCCUUCCUUGCCUACCUCCGCCGCCGAGACAUCUUUUCCGACGAAGAAGAGCUGGCCAACUGGUGCCAGAGCCGGGCAAUAAACUUGGAGGUUGCCGAGGAGGCCAGACUCAUGCGAGACGGACUGAUGACAAAGGUUUCGCAGCACAUGCUCGAUGGGGGCCCGGUGCUGACUCUCGACCCCCGCGACCCGGAGUUCAGCGCGAAGGUUCGUCAAUGCUUGGCAGCUGGCUUCUGCCACAAGACUGCGAUUCUCAGCAGCAAGGGCGAUGGCAUCUACAAGACCGUCCACGAGAACUACCCAGUCGCGCUUGAACCAGAUAGCUGCCUCAUCGGCAUGUCGUGGGAGUGGGUAAUCUACCAUCGCAUCCGCUACGCUGGGAUCCAGUAUAUGCACUGCAUCACAGCCAUUGACCCCGAAUGGAUCAUGAAACGUCAACACUUCCAGGACCACAACCUGGCGCGCAAAUACGACCAAGUCACGCUGAGGAACCCCGAUGUCAAGGCCUCCCUUGACCGGGCCAGAGCUAAGGCUAACUUGGAGUCUGCCUAG